AUGGCGAGUUUAAACUUCGAGACAUAUCACAAUGUGAUUAAUGGUGCAUUGAAGAGCGCCAGCAAGCAAUAUUAUGGCAUCAACCCUUUUACAGAAGAGAGACUCUGGCCAGUACCAGUAGCUACUGAAGAGGACCUCGAAGAAGCGAUUGAAGCAGCCAAUAUUGCUUUCAAAACAUGGAAAAAUACAACUUUGGAAGAUCGUCUCAGUCGCUUCCAGGCAUUUGCCAAUGCAUUGCUUGCUCAAAAAAGCGAAUGGGCGGAUCUUGUCUCAAAAGAAGCAGGCCAAUCUAUAGAAUUUGCAACAGAUGAAGUGGAAGUCAGUCAGGAAUAUUUGACUACUAUCCCAAAUAUUGACUUGCCCGAAUAUGUCACUCAUGACGAUGAAGACGUCAAAGUCACAACAAAAUACUAUCCUCUAGGCGUUGUAGCUGGUAUAUGUCCGUGGAACUUCCCAGUUUUACUUGCCGCUGGAAAGAUUGCAAGUGCGGUUUCGACAGGAAAUACCAUUAUCAUCAAGCCUUCGCCAUAUACACCUUACAGUGAGCUGAAACUUGCCGAGUUGGCGCAACAAUUCUUUCCCCCGGGUGUUAUUCAAGCGCUUGGCGGAGAUGAUAAUCUGGGGCCAUGGAUGACAAAACAUCCUGGCAUUGCGAAAAUAUCAUUCACGGGCUCUACUGCAACGGGGAAAAAAAUCAUGGCGGCUGCUGCCUCGACUUUGAAGCGAGUUACUUUGGAGUUAGGUGGUAAUGACCCAUCGAUCGUCUGUCCGGACAUUGAUCUUGAUGCAGUCAUUCCAAAGAUACUAGAAGAUGUCUUCACUCACAGUGGCCAGUCGUGCAUAGAUACCAAGCGUAUUUACGUCCAUAAAUCUAUCUACGACACGUUUCUCUCAAAGUUCACAGCUGCCUCCAAGAAACUGAAACUGGGCCAUGGAUACUUGAGUCCCCUUCAAAACAAAAUGCAGUAUGAAAAGGUGGCAUCUCUACUGAAAGAUUGCCAAGAUCAAAAGUACGAGUUUGCUUUGGGUGAACCUCGGGAGAAGAGCCUAAGCUCUCCUGGAUACUUUGUAUCCCCUGCAAUUGUGUCUCGACCUCCAGAGAAUUCUCGUCUGGUACAAGAAGAGCCUUUUGGGCCCAUAGUUCCCGUAUUGGAAUGGGACGAUGAAGAAGAUGUGAUCCGGCGUGCAAAUGAUACUGACCAAGGACUUGGUGCUACGGUUUGGUGCCGGGACCCAGAACGGGCGGAGCGCAUUGCCUCACGCUUGGAGGCAGGUAGUGUGUGGGUUAAUCGGGGUGCUAUCCCAUUGCCUACUGCUCUGUUUGGUGGAAUCAAGCAGAGUGGAAUUGGAGGGGAAUGGGGGCCAUUGGGUCUGUUGAGUUAUUGUGAUGCAAGAACUUUUCAUUUCUCUAAGAGGCCUUAG
Penicillium angulare is the source of this 1422-nucleotide messenger RNA. Its product is annotated as aldehyde dehydrogenase family protein. Gene Ontology annotation, molecular function: aldehyde dehydrogenase (NAD+) activity. NCBI's taxonomy places the organism in Eukaryota, Fungi, Ascomycota, Eurotiomycetes, Eurotiales, Aspergillaceae. The transcript has 7 exons. Bases 1 to 1422 code for a protein of 473 amino acids. The record is from RefSeq and is a predicted model, not a curated record.